GAUAAUUAGAAAAUUUUAAUUUUAUUUUUACAUAACGCGAAAAAAUAAAUAAAAACGUUAUAUUUCUAGGAUAAUACGUCAUCAAAUAUGGUGUGACGUCACAACACCCGGUGUGAUCGUGAUUCAGAUUUGCUUUAUAGUGUUUUCUCUGAUUGUGCUUGAUUUAAAGUUUGUAACAUGAUAAAAUUGAAUUGUAGUAGAUCUAAUCCUCCGCUGAGUAUCGUAAUUGCUGUGGAAUUCGUGCAACCCGAUCUGAAGCUGAAGAUAGAAUGGACAGAAUCGACACAUCUGGAAACCAAAAAUGGUCCUAGUUUCUCGGAUUCCAAUUCAAUUUUACGAUAUUUAAGUCGUCUAGAACCCAAGAAAUAUCUCUAUGGUAAAACAUUAUUGGAGAGAACAGAAGUUGAUCAUUAGUUAUCAUUUUGAAUCAGUAAUUUAAAAGAACCGCCUCAAUAUGAAACCAUUAUAAUUUAUUUGGAUAAAAUCCUCUCUUCUGUUACUUACUUAGUAGGUCAGGCUAUUUCAUUAGCAGAUUUAGCUAUUUGGAGUGAACUGUAUAAAAAUAUAAAGUGGCAUGGUGCUCUGAAUGGCGGUAAUGCCCCUGUAAAUGUUUCCAGAUGGUAUAAUUAUAUAUCAAGUCUUCAGCAAGUCGUUUUGUCUUUACGAAAUCUUCCGCCCGACGUUUGCAAGAAUUUAAAAGUAGUGGAAAUGGGUAAAAAAGAUAAAGAAUCGUCGCAAAGCAAAUCUCUACCUAAGGAAGAAGGAAAAUUCGUAGAUUUACCUGGCGCGGAAAUGGGUAAAGUAGUUGUACGGUUCCCUCCUGAAGCCAGUGGAUAUUUACAUAUUGGUCACGCCAAGGCGGCUUUGUUAAAUCAGUAUUAUCAGCAGAGUUUUAAAGGAAAGUUAAUUAUGCGAUUUGAUGACACAAAUCCAGCUAAAGAAAAAGAAGAUUUUGAGAAAGUCAUUUUAGAAGAUGUUGAAUUACUUCAAAUUAAACCAGAUAGAUUUUCUUAUACUUCUGAUUAUUUUGAAUUAAUACUUUCAAAAUGUGAAGAACUCAUAAAAAAUGGAAAAGCUUAUGUCGAUGACACGGAUCCAGAAAUAAUGAAGAUGGAGAGAGAACAAAGAAAAGAAUCAAGAUGCAGAAAUAAUACUGUUGAAAGCAACUUAAAAAUGUGGGAAGAAAUGAAGAAAGGUACGGAAUAUGGUCAACGUUGUUGUGUUAGAGCAAAAAUUGACAUGACUUCGGAUAAUGGCUGCAUGCGAGACCCCACAUUAUUUCGAUGCAAGAAUGAAAUUCAUCCACGCACUGGAAACAAAUAUAAAGUCUAUCCUACUUAUGAUUUUGCAUGUCCUAUUGUAGAUAGCAUAGAAGAUGUCACUCAUGCUCUCAGAACUACAGAAUAUCAUGACAGAGAUGAUCAAUAUUUUUGGAUCAUAAAUGCUCUUGGAUUACGAAAACCACAUAUUUAUGAGUAUUCUCGUCUUAAUAUGAUGAACACUGUUCUCUCUAAAAGGAAGCUUACAUGGUUUGUUGAGAAUAAAAUUGUAGAAAGCUGGGAAGAUCCACGAAUGCCAACUGUAAGAGGUGUUUUAAGAAGAGGAAUGACUGUAGAAGGUCUGAAACAGUUUAUUGUUGCACAGGGUUCUUCACGUUCUGUGGUAGUAAUGGAUUGGGACAAAAUAUGGGCCUUUAAUAAAAAAGUAAUUGAUCCUAUUGCACCAAGAUAUUCAGCUGUUGAAAAGAAUGGAGCAGUAGAAGUAAUUGUAGAUGGUAUAACUAAAGAAGAGCCAUUAACUGUAGCAAAACAUCCAAAAAAUCCUGAAAUUGGUACAAAAACUAUUUGGAUUGGAUCAAAAUUACUAAUUGACAAAUCUGAUGCUGAAGCAAUGAAAGAAGGAGAAAAUGUGACUUUUAUAAAUUGGGGUAAUUUAUUGAUUAAAUCUAUUGAAAAAGAUGCAAAGGGAAUAAAGAGAAUUAAAGCUGAACAAAACUUAGAAAAUAAAGAUUAUAAAAAGACAUUAAAAGUGACAUGGGUUGCAGAAACUGAAGAAGUAUCAUUAGUUCCCUGUGUGUGCAUUUAUUUUGACCACAUAAUUUCUAAACCAAUUUUAGGAAAAGAUGAAGAUUUCAAAAAUUAUGUUGCAGAAAAUACUAGAAUAGAGGUGAAUAUGUUAGGUGAUGCUGAACUUUCCACUUUAAAAAAAUCUGAUAUAAUUCAGUUACAGAGAAAAGGAUUUUUUAUAUGUGAUCAACCUUAUGAUCCAAGUACAAUACGUCAUAUUGGACGAGAAAGUCCUUUAGUAUUGAUUUCAAUUCCAGAUGGUUCCAAGGAUACAAAUAUUCUUCCAAAAGAAGUAAUCCAAAAGAGAGGUAAAACUGAAAGUGAAAAAGAACAAUUGCAGAGAUCAAAAGGAAAAUCAGCUGAAAAGUCUCCACAAGAUGAACCAAAAGUUACAAUAAGCCAGAUUUCUGUAGAAGAGUUGAAUGAACAAAUUAAGCAACAAGGAAACUUAGUAAGAUCUAUGAAAUCUGAGAAAAUGGAUAAAGACAAAAUUAGCAAAGAGGUAGAUCAUCUAUUAAAAUUGAAAUCACAGUAUAAAAAUCUUACUGGUAAAGAAUGGAAACCAUCAAAUAAUGAUCAAAAUAAAACUCAAGUAAAAAAUAUUGCAGAACAAACAAAUCAUGAUGAAACUGAACUCAAUAAUCAAAUUUUAUCCCAAGGAGACAAAAUUAGAAAAAUGAAAGCAGAUAAAACAGACAAAAGUAUUUUAGAUCCAGAAAUUAAACUGUUAUUAAGUUUGAAAGCUUCUUAUAAAGCUCUUACUGGAAAAGAGUGGAAGCCACAUACUGCAGAUCAAGCAAAAAAUGAAAAACAAGAUAAAAGUGAACAAAAAGAUGCAUCACAACUUUCUGAAAAUGAAUUGAAUAAUCAAAUAAAAUUACAGGGAGACAAAAUUAGAAAAAUGAAGUCUGAAAAACAAAGCAAAGAUGUUCUUGAUCCAGAAAUUAAACUACUAUUAAAUUUAAAAGAAAAAUUCAAAGCACUUACUGGUAAAGAGUGGAAACCGAUAAAUCAGAACCCAAGUCAAACUAAAAAUGCCAAUACAACAGAAAAUACUGCUGUUAAUUUAAAUGUGAAUAGUAAGGAACAGGGAGAAAAAAGUAUAAAGAACAAAGAUACUAUAUUUGAAAAAUCUGUAGAAGGGAAUAAAAGAACUGAUGUUAGUCACCCUGCAGCAAUCGAAUUAAAAAAUAAAAUUGAUACUCAAGGAGAAAAAGUCAAGAAUUUAAAAAAUAGUAAAGCUGCUAAAUCUGAAAUAGAUGCUGAAGUUGCAGUUUUAUUAAAAUUAAAAUCGGAAUAUCAAAAUCUCACUGGAGAAGAUUUAAUUAACAGUAAUAAAAAGAAAGAGAGAAAAUCACCAACAAAAGAUAAACAUACAAAUAUUAAAGAAAAAUCCUUAAAAGAAACUGUUCAAGAUGAAGAAAUGAAAAGUUCAGCUCUGAAAAAGAUUACUCGUCUUGGUCUAGAAGCAAAAAGAGAAGAGAACCUUGCUGAUUGGUAUUCGCAAAUUAUCACAAAAGCGGAAUUAAUUGAAUAUUAUGAUGUGAGCGGUUGUUAUAUUUUGAGACCUUGGGCCUUUGCUAUUUGGGAGAAUAUCAAAGAAUAUUUUGAUGGCAGAAUUAAAAAACUUGGAGUUCAGAAUUGUUAUUUUCCCAUAUUUGUUUCCUCACAUGCUCUAGAAAAAGAAAAAACACACAUUGCAGAUUUUGCACCAGAAGUUGCAUGGGUAACAAAGUCAGGAGAUAGUGAUUUGGCCGAACCUAUAGCUAUCCGACCAACUAGUGAAACUGUCAUGUAUCCAUCUUAUGCAAAGUGGAUUAAAUCUCACAGAGACCUUCCUCUUCAACUAAAUCAGUGGUGUAAUAUUGUUCGAUGGGAAUUUAAACAUCCUCAGCCAUUUUUACGUACCAGGGAGAUUUUAUGGCAAGAAGGACAUUCAGCCUUUGCAACUGAAAAAGAAGCAAUUGAAGAGGUCCACACCAUUCUAGAGAUGUAUGCUGAUGUUUAUGAGAAACUUCUUGCUAUUCCCGUCAUUCGUGGAAAGAAAACAGAAAAAGAAAAAUUUGCUGGAGGAGAUUUUACAACAACUGUAGAAGCAUAUAUAUCUGCCAGUGGAAGAGCCAUUCAGGGUGGUACUUCUCAUUUUCUUGGUCAGAAUUUCUCAAAAAUGUUUGAAAUAACUUUUGAAGAUCCUGAAACUAAUGAAAAGAAAUUUGUGUAUCAGAAUUCCUGGGGACUUACAACUCGUACAAUUGGUGUCAUGAUUAUGAUUCAUGGUGAUAACAAGGGUUUAGUUCUUCCUCCCAGAAUUGCAGCUUUUCAAAUAGUGAUUGUUCCAUGUGGUAUAACUGCUAAUCUUGGCGAAGAAGAUAAAUUUGAUUUAAUAAAUAAAUGUAAGGAUCUGGAAGAAAAGUUGUCGUCAUCAGGAAUUAGAGUUAAAGGUGAUUAUCGUGAAAAUUAUUCUCCUGGUUGGAAGUACAAUCAUUGGGAGUUAAAAGGUGUGCCAAUAAGAAUUGAACUAGGUCCAAGAGAUGUUAAACAAAAGCAGUUUGUGGCAGUGUGCCGAAAUACUGGAGAUAAAAUUACUGUAUCACUAGAAAAUGCAGUUGAUAAGAUAAAAUCACUUCUGGAAGAGAUACAGUCUGAUCUUUUUAACAGAGCAAAGAAAGAUUUAGAAGAUCAUCUCACUGUUGCUUAUCAAUGGGAUGAAUUCUUACAUAAAUUAGACAAUAAAUGUAUCAUUCAAAGUCCAUUCUGUGGUGAAAUUAAUUGUGAAGAUAAUAUUAAAAAAGAUAGUGCCAAAGAUGCUGAUAUGCACCAAGAUGCCGGAACACCUUCCAUGGGUGCAAAAAGUCUCUGUAUACCAUUUAACCAACCAGGUUUGUUAGAUUUUAAUACAAAAUGUAUUUACCCGCAUUGCAGAAAUCCGGCAAAAUAUUAUACUUUAUUUGGCCGCAGUUACUAAUUUAUCUCAAUGUUGCUAAAUGUGACAAAUAAAUGGAAAUAAGUAUUCAUAUAUUUUUUAUUUGUUUA
Molecule: messenger RNA, 5099 nt
Organism: Centruroides sculpturatus (bark scorpion)
Lineage: Eukaryota; Metazoa; Arthropoda; Arachnida; Scorpiones; Buthidae
Gene: GluProRS
Product: bifunctional glutamate/proline--tRNA ligase-like
Exons: 1
Coding region: 709-5031 (1440 amino acids)
Biological process (GO): glutamyl-tRNA aminoacylation; prolyl-tRNA aminoacylation; translation
Cellular component (GO): aminoacyl-tRNA synthetase multienzyme complex; cytoplasm
Molecular function (GO): glutamate-tRNA ligase activity; ATP binding; proline-tRNA ligase activity
Source: RefSeq, a predicted model, not a curated record